UUGCCAGCUGAGCUGUCUGUUCGUCGAGGCAUGGAAGCCGGUGGCCGUUCAUAAGUUUCAUCAUUCGCUAACUUCUUAGUAUGAGUGUAUUAGGUACAUUAUUACAAUUGGCACAUUUUUUGUUAGCUAUAAAAAUUUGGAUCUGUAGCUGGAUUAAACAUGUUGCUAAACCAUGGGCCCCUUUCAAGGGCAGAGACGUACAGUCAUACGAUUCCAAAUCGUUGAAACGACUUCCAAUUCACUUGGGUGUCAUCAUUCUAGAGGACAACAUAUCUUAUAUAGACAUUGCAAACAUUAUUAUAUGGUGCAUGACACUAGGUAUAUCAUAUAUAUCUGUUUAUGAUAGAAAAGGUGCAAUCAGACAAAACCAAAACCAUUUAGCAGAAGAAAUACAUAAAAGGCAAGAAGAAUUAUAUAAAAAACGGCGAGAAUCAUUUAAUAUAAAUGUAUACAAUGGACUGUAUGAUAGUUCGAAAAAUACAGGAUCAUCCAGUAGUAACAGCUCAGAUGUUCAGCUGCUGUCUGAGGAAGACGGCCAGCUCAGUCUUGUUCAGGUAGCCAAAGAAAUCAGCAAAUCAGUGAAGGAGAAAAGAUGGAAGGUAGAGGAUGUAUCCCUGCAAAAUGUAGAAAAUUACCUACUAGAAAAGUCACGUUUUCCAGACCCUGAUCUAGUGAUUAAAUUUGGUGCUGCAGAAUGUUUAAUGGGAUUUCUUCCAUGGCAAAUUCGUCUCACUGAGUUUUUUGUAAGUCCUUCCCACAGAGGUCUCUCCUACAAGACAUUCCUAUCCCUGUUACAAGACUAUGGGAACACACAGCAGCGGUUUGGGAAGUGACGGCCAUCACACUGUCACAACUCCUGUGUGUAUGUGUACAGAUACAAUGAAUAGUAUAUUAUAUCAAGUCUGAAUACUCCAGAAUGUAAUGUGAAUCUUGAAAGAUUACAUUUUGAAGGAUGAUAGUGAUAAUGUUUGAGGUACAGAUAUUUUUUGUGUAUUCUUUUAAGAAUGAUGCAUUAUUAAAUGAUGCAGGUUAUUUACAUACUGUGCACAACUACAAAUACUAACAAAAAGAAUUUAUAUUUUGAAUUAUACAUUUCAUUAAGCCCAAUGGUCAUAUAGAAACAUUUGUACAAGUUUACGUCGGUCUGGUCUUUGUUUUGAAAAUGCAGGUUCAUUCCUUAUUUGGAUCUUAUUGACAUCAUCAUGGUGUUUCUUUAUACAAUCUGGAGAGGUUUGUCGAGUAAGUUCACUUGAUAUGUAUAAUUUUUAUUUAGUAUCCCAAAAGGUUAUCAAGAAAUAAAAAUUAUCACUUUAAUAUACAGUGGCAUCAAACCCUAAUAAAGAGGAAAUGGUUUAACACUGAGAAGGUAACGGGACUGUAUGAAAAUGCCCGUUGCAACUAUGCUUUUAUCAUCUUGUAACGGUUAAUGAAUGUUUGACAAAAUUGUCUGGGACACCAAAUUUUUGUAAUAUUUGUUUUUGUAGUUGAAAUAGUCAGAAGAGUUUGAAAUCUGUUUUAAAUUAUGAUAGGCAAUAAGACAAAUACUAGAAUCGACAUUGAAUUACAAGUCUCGUGUUAUUAAAAAGUUCCGUAAUCAACAUCUGAGCUUGUGAUCUUGUCUUAUUUUCUGUUUUCCGUUUUGAUGAGCAGUAAGCUCACAUUGAAUUGUAUGAGUGCCACUUCAAAUGUGGAAGGAAUGAUUGAGACGGAGUGGUUGUGCUUUUUUGCCAUGCUGAGUGGGCUUCUUCAUUUAAACUGCUGUUGAAUUCCACCUGGGGUGGCAAUUGACGUGAAUAUACUUUAUCUGAAACUUUUAUGAAUCUUAUUGCAGAAAGAUACGUUGGGUCAAUAAAGACUCUAAAUAUCGACAAAGUA
Lingula anatina is the source of this 1875-nucleotide messenger RNA. RefSeq names its product dehydrodolichyl diphosphate synthase complex subunit nus1. Gene Ontology annotation, molecular function: ditrans,polycis-polyprenyl diphosphate synthase [(2E,6E)-farnesyl diphosphate specific] activity. Gene Ontology annotation, cellular component: endoplasmic reticulum membrane; dehydrodolichyl diphosphate synthase complex. The record is from RefSeq and is a predicted model, not a curated record. Lineage: Eukaryota; Metazoa; Brachiopoda; Lingulata; Lingulida; Lingulidae.